CACAUUUUGAACUUCAAACAAAAAAAAUCGAUGAGUUUGGAAUUCCUCGCUUAAGAUGUCAGAUGGAAUGAAAUCCAAAUUUCUUUAUUGUCUCCGAACACUAAAAACAGUGUUUUUGACAGAGUGAUAAUCACUGUACCCACAGAAACUAAAAUGCAAAGAGACAUACUGCUCACUAGUCCAGAAGAAGCUGCUGUCGUUCUCAAUAAAAUAUAAUAGACGUUUAUGUCAACUAAAAGACUGUAUUGGAAGUUUCAGAAGAUAUUUGAAGAAGCUGGAGCAAAAAGAGAUGACCAACACACCCAACAAAACCGAAUGUUAUAUUCUUAUAGAAUACAUGAAUUCUAGAAUGACGGACGCUUUUUUUCCAGUACUAGUAUAUCUUGGAAUUGCUAUGGCACUUGGAACAAUUGGGAAUUUCUUCGUAGCAUAUAUAUAUUUUUAUAAAUUUGUUGAGUCAGCCACACAUCUGUUCAUUGUAGCACUUUCUGUGUGCGAUUUUCUAGCUUGCGUAGUAUGUAUUCCUAUAGAAAUUGUUAUGCUACAUUAUUCGUUCACCUUCCGCAGCGAUGUUAUGUGCCGCUUCAUUGGUGCUAUUGUGGCUCUAGUAGUGAUCAAUUCAGGUAUGAUUGUAACCAUUAUAGCAGUCGAUAGAUAUAGACUUAUAUGUCAACCUCUUAAACCAAAAUUUACUGUUCAGGAUUCAAAGAAACUCAUAACAUUAUCAAUAAUCGCGUCUUUCAUUCUUAGUUUACCGGCAGCUUUUGUGUACAGCAAACAAAACAGAAUGGUCAGAGAAUGUGGAAAUAUUGGAGAAGUGUGUUCCUUUGUUACCUAUUUAAAAGGCAAUGCAUAUCCUUUAAUCUAUUAUGUGGUAAUGGCGGGCAUUUGCUCUAGUUUGUUUAUUUUGAUCAUGACUCUAUACGGUUUAAUUGGAAUGCGUAUUAGGGAAAUUUACAAAAUAAAGAAAACGAAAGCAAUUCAAUUACUUGAACAUUCACAAGUUCUUACUACUUCCCAGAAUACGUCGAAUAAUAGUAGACGUUCCAAAGUAAAUUUACACGCUAUUACUGCUGUGAGAAAGCGAGCUUUACGGCCAACUAGGACCAAUUUAAUUUUGUUCAUCAUCACUGUGAUCUGGAUUGUCAGUUAUUUACCACAUUUCGUUGGAACAUUCUGGAGGUUGUUUAGUGAAGAUUUCGAUAACGUUGCAAGCUAUAAAGACCAAAGUCUUUACCAUUUUUUGACAUUUUCUUAUUAUAUUAACUGUACUAUUAAUCCAUAUAUUUAUGGACUUUUCAGUGAACAAUUUCGUAUUCAAUUAAGACAGUUAUUUAGUAAAUUCUUUCGCUUCUCCAAUCAAUAACAAAUCGAAUCAAAGUCAUCCUUUUGUAAAAUAUUUAAACAGCUAAGACGUUUUCGUUUGAGUGAUUUAUAUGCAUUUUUCUUUCAAAUGAAACAGUUCCUCAUGAAAAGUUACAUGAUAUCAUGUUGACAUACAUCAUAAGUUGCAUGAUGUCAUAUUGGCAUACAUCAUAAAAAUGCUUAGAAUAUGUAACUACCCAGAUCUAAUCAUAGUGUAUUUGACGAUUAUGGAAUAACUCUAGUGCACAUUGAACUAAAUGGAAAAAAAAUGUUGGUUCCAUUAGAAGAGUGGUAACAAGGAUGUGGCGAGUCAGAGGAAUCGACGCACAAGAAAUAGCCAUCAAAUCUUUUAUCCAAAUCAUAUCAUUCCAUAUUUAGAGAGUAAAAGAUACAUUGGGUAAUGAAGUCCUAGAUUCAUUUCAUGGCUAAUUCAGAUAACGAAGAGUGGCCCCCAUGACUGUUGCAGGGUUACCGGGACUGGUAAGGCAAAGGAGAAAACCCCACGAUUCACGUGUGGCUGCAGUAGUAAGCAAAGUGUCAAGGUAACGAGUCCCGGUUUGAAUACUUGCUACAGAAUAGACUCCGAUGAAAGCUGGCAUUGACGUUAAACCGGACAAUGGAUUAGGGUCUACCACACAAGGAGCAAUAUGGAUGGGAAAAGAUAUCAGAGUCAUUGCUGGAACAUAUUCACCGCAUAGGUCUGCUUAGUUAGGGAUUACUUAGAGCAACGCAACCACCACCACCACCACCAUGUAAAUUCGAACUUCCCAUGUGCCAUGCAAACAGGCAUGGGUGACUAUGGGCCUCCAUACUAAAGUCUGAAGAUUCACAAGUUUUCUCACUGCCUUCUGCUUAUGUUUUUACAGUUUGUCGCCUGCUCUCCCGAGUUUACCCACAAGACACAGCGCCUAUUUUGGGUAGAGCGUCUGGUCCACAUGACAUCAGGGCACGUUCACUCACUAGCACAGGUAGUGUGCUCGCACUCCUUAAAAUCUCAAAACAAGAACAAAGGAUGAGAAUUAAAAAAAAAAGCUGGAAAUAUUUACUAACAAAGAUGGUCAUAAAAUUCCCAAGGGAAUUCCCUAGAAAGAUAUAUAACUUAACUAAAGCAGC
Messenger RNA from Octopus bimaculoides (California two-spot octopus), 2478 nucleotides. RefSeq names its product orexin receptor type 2. NCBI's taxonomy places the organism in Eukaryota, Metazoa, Mollusca, Cephalopoda, Octopoda, Octopodidae. Gene Ontology annotation, molecular function: G protein-coupled receptor activity. Gene Ontology annotation, biological process: G protein-coupled receptor signaling pathway. Gene Ontology annotation, cellular component: plasma membrane. The record is from RefSeq and is a predicted model, not a curated record.